AUGCACGCCCUCUCGUCGCUGUUCGUCCUGGGCACUUGCGCCGUCCAGGCUGCCCUGGGCCUGCCCGACGCCGCUCUCCGCGCAAAGCGGGAGGGCGCCAUCCUCAAGCGGUCCGUCGACUCGUUCGUCCAGACCGAGACGCCGAUCGCUUGGAGCAAGCUGCUCUGCAACAUUGGCUCCAACGGCUGUGCUGCUUCCGGGGCUGCGGCCGGCGUGGUCGUCGCAAGCCCUUCCAAGUCCGAGCCCGACUACUGGUACACGUGGACGAGAGAUUCGGCCCUGGUGCUGACGGGCAUCGCGGAUGCCUUUGCCCAGAACUACUCGGCCUCCCUGCAGAGCACCAUCCAGAACUACAUUGCCGCCCAGGCCAAGGUCCAGGGCGUGUCGAACCCCUCGGGCAGCCUCUCGGACGGUGCUGGUCUCGGCGAGCCCAAGUUCAUGGUCGACCUCAGCCAGUUCACCGGUGCUUGGGGCCGGCCGCAGAGAGACGGCCCGCCUCUCCGCGCCAUCGCCCUCACGCGGUAUGCCAGGUGGCUGAUCAACAACGGGUACACGGCCACGGCCGCGGAUGUCGUGUGGCCGGUCAUCAAGAACGACCUUGCCUACGCCGCUCAGUACUGGAACCAGACCGGCUUUGAUCUCUGGGAGGAGGUUCCUGGCAGCUCGUUCUUCACCAUUGCCAGCACUCACCGGGCUCUGGUCGAGGGCGCCUACCUUGCUGCCCAGCUGAACACCACAUGCAACGCUUGCAUUACCGUGGCCCCGCAGGUCCUGUGCUUCCAGCAGACCUUCUGGUCGGCAUCUGGCAGCUACGUCGUUUCCAACAUCAACACGGGCACCUCCCGGUCGGGCAAGGAUCUCAACUCGGUCCUGACCUCCAUUCACACCUUCGACCCGGCCGUCGGCUGCGAUGCCGUCACCUUCCAGCCCUGCAGCGACAGGGCGCUGGCUAACCACAAGGCGUACGUCGACUCGUUCCGCUCCGUCUACGCCAUCAACUCGGGCAUUGCCCAGGGCAAGGCCGUUGCCGUGGGCCGAUACUCGGAGGAUGUCUACUACAACGGCAACCCGUGGUACAUCGGCAACUUCGCAGCGGCCGAGCAGCUCUACGACGCCAUCUACGUCUGGAAGCAAGCGGGCUCCAUCACCGUGACCCAGCUGUCUCUGCCCUUCUUCAAGGACCUGAUCCCCUCCAUCGCCGCAGGCACGUACGCCAAGGGCUCGUCCACCUACCAGUCCAUCCUCGACGCCGUCUCCGCCUACGCCGACGACUUCAUCAACGUGGCCGCCAAGUACACGCCCGCAGACGGCUCGCUCGCCGAGCAGUUCGACCGCAACACGGGUAAGCCCAUCUCCGCCGCCGACCUGACCUGGUCCUACUCGGCCUUCCUCUCGGCCGCCGAGCGCCGCGCCGGUAUCGUGCCUGCGGGCUGGAGCGCCGAGAACGGCAAGACGCUCCCCAGCUCCUGCUCGCCCCUCGCCGUUAGGGGCACCUACGCCGCCGCCACCAAGACGUCCUUCCCGGCCAACCAGACGCCCAACCCGUCGGCCGCCCCGGCCCCUUCCCCGUUCCCGACGAACUGUGCCGACGCCAGCGAGGUGUAUGUCACCUUCAACGAGCGCGUGGCCACUCAGUGGGGGGAGAGCAUCAAGGUGGUGGGUAGCGUGGCCGAGCUGGGCAGCUGGAACGUGGCGGACGCCCCGGCGCUGUCGGCGAGCGGCUACACGAGCGAGAAUCCCAUAUGGAGCGCCACGGUGCCGCUGCCGGCCGGGCAAGCGGUGCAGUACAAGUAUGUCAAGGUCGGGUCCGACGGGAAGGUGACCUGGGAGUCGGAUCCGAACCGCAGCUUGACGGUCCAGAGUGCCGCCGGUCAGUGUGCGGCUAGCCUGACGGUGAAUGAUAGUUGGCGGUAA
Chaetomium strumarium is the source of this 1914-nucleotide messenger RNA. Its product is annotated as Six-hairpin glycosidase-like protein. Gene Ontology annotation, molecular function: glucan 1,4-alpha-glucosidase activity; starch binding. Gene Ontology annotation, cellular component: fungal-type vacuole. Bases 1 to 1914 code for a protein of 637 amino acids. Gene Ontology annotation, biological process: polysaccharide catabolic process. The record is from RefSeq and is a predicted model, not a curated record. Lineage: Eukaryota; Fungi; Ascomycota; Sordariomycetes; Sordariales; Chaetomiaceae. The transcript has 5 exons.